Messenger RNA from Carassius carassius (crucian carp), 702 nucleotides. Its product is annotated as purine nucleoside phosphorylase-like. Gene Ontology annotation, cellular component: cytoplasm. Gene Ontology annotation, molecular function: purine-nucleoside phosphorylase activity. The transcript is spliced from 2 exons. The coding region runs from base 288 to 674 and encodes 128 amino acids. The record is from RefSeq and is a predicted model, not a curated record. Gene Ontology annotation, biological process: nucleoside metabolic process. NCBI's taxonomy places the organism in Eukaryota, Metazoa, Chordata, Actinopteri, Cypriniformes, Cyprinidae.
ACUGCUGGGUGUGGAGACUGUGAUUCUCACCAACGCUGCUGGCGGUCUGAACCAGGACUAUAAGGUGGGCGACAUCAUGAUCAUCAGAGAUCAUCUCAACAUGCCUGGAUUUGCUGGAAACAACCCUCUGUCUGGACCCAAUGACGAAAGGCGUGUUUACGUGUGCUUUAAGCACUGUACUCAGGACAUGCAGCUGUUCUGACAUGCAGAAAUUCCACACCUGCUUCUGUACAUGUUGUUCAUAAUAUAACCUUACCUCUCUUAGGUAUGGGGUUCGUUUCCCCUGCAUGUCUGACGCAUACGAUCGAGAGCUCCAGCAGCUGGCGCUCGACGUGGGUUUGGAGCUGGGUUACAAUGACUUCCUGCGAGAGGGUGUGUACUGUGUUCUCGGAGGACCGUCGUUCGAGACCAUCGCUGAGUGUCGCAUGCUGCACAAACUGGGAGCUGACGCUGUCGGCAUGAGUACGGUUCACGAGGUGAUCGUGGCACGGCAUUGUGGGAUGCGUGUCUUCGCUCUGUCUUUGAUAACUAAUAAGGCGGUGAUGGACUACAACAGCGAGGAAAAGGCCAAUCAUGAGGAGGUCCUGCAGACGGGCAAACACAGGGCGGAGCAGCUGGAGAGGCUGGUUUCCACCAUAGUCACCCGGCUAGAGCAAAACAACAAUCUCGCUUAAGACUGUUCUCAGAUCAGAUCAGACCAAA